Lolium rigidum is the source of this 2498-nucleotide messenger RNA. RefSeq lists its product as uncharacterized. The record is from RefSeq and is a predicted model, not a curated record. The transcript has 9 exons. Gene Ontology annotation, molecular function: poly(A) binding. The coding region runs from base 44 to 2188 and encodes 714 amino acids. Gene Ontology annotation, cellular component: nucleus; cytoplasm. Gene Ontology annotation, biological process: regulation of mRNA stability; mRNA processing. NCBI's taxonomy places the organism in Eukaryota, Viridiplantae, Streptophyta, Magnoliopsida, Poales, Poaceae.
CGACUGCCGGAGCGGGGAGGGCGGGAAUCUAGGGUUGCCCCCGAUGGCCGGCGGGGAGAGGACCUUCAAGGCCAACUUCACCGCCGACGGGGUGGCGGCGCUGCGGGAGCGCAUCAGGGACAAGCUCAAUGACCUCAUGGAGGAUUACACCGACGACACCCUCGUGGAGUAUGUCGUGGUGCUGGUCAGAAAUGGGAGAGGGAAGGACGAGGCUGCAACGGAGCUCAAGGUGUUUCUGGGCAAAGACAACGAUGCAUUCGUAUCCUGGUUGUGGGAUCACCUCUCCUCAAACUUGCACCUUUAUGUGCAACCCAAAGCUGUCUCAACCAACGAUGACGCUAAAAACACUCGCGGUGCUGCUAGAGGAUUGCCGGUACAUAAUUCGUCUAGCAAUGCACGGGCUAGCCGUGAACCUGAAGGCGAAACCCAGAAAACGGCGAGGGUUCAGCAGAAGAGGGAGUGGGGAGGAAUGGUCCGGGUGCAUUCAGAAGCUGUUCCCCUGAUUCGGAGUGUUGUAUCUCCUGUUUCACAUGCAGAGGAAGAAACCUCUCCUAGAUUGGAGGCUGUAAGACGACCCCGCGAACCAGACAUGCAUCACCAGAGAAAGAGAGGCAGAGAGGACGACACACGGCCAGCCAAGAGAACAUCCCAGCAAGUCAUUAGUGCACCACGCCGGCUUCUUCAGUUUGCUGUUCGUGAUGCUGUCAGAAUGCAGCCAGUGACCCCUAGAUCGGAAUCAUCUUCCAAACGACUUCGUUCUGUCGUGUCUACAGUAGCACCAGAUUCAGCAGUUAAUGGCAGGUUGCAGAAAUUGAAGUCUGACGUGAGAAUACCAGGUGCCACAGCAGCAUUAAGAGCUGCAGCUGAGGCUGCUGAAGAUGUUCUCAAGGACAGAUAUUCUGAAAGUGUCUUUGACCGAAAUUCUGCAAGUGUCUUUGACAGAAAUUCUGAAAGUGUCUUUGACCGAAAUUCUGAAAGUGUCUUUGACAGAUUGGGUAGAAAUCCUCUGUUGACUGAUACUGAAGAAACAUUCGAUUUCAGAGAACAAGAUCCGGAAGAUGGAGAAUACAAGCAUAUAGAUGAAGCCCGAGCAGAAAAACAUUUAGAAUUUCGUGAAAGAAAUCAGUAUGUUGCCGGUGAUACUCAUAUGUAUGACCGGGAAACAGAGAAAGCUGCUGAUUCUGCACGUGAUAUUUAUCGGUAUGAAGACACUGGUGCAGUUAGGUAUAAUGGUGUGAAUUCUUACCGAAGUAGAUUGCCUCCUAGUGAAGGCAAAGAGUCAUUAGUAGCGGGGUACAAUAUGGCAGAAGGAGCUGCUGGUGCAAGAAGCAGAAGGCAGAUAGCCGAAGACACACAUGCUAGUUCAGGACCAAGAACAUCUGAAAAGGUCCUAAAUAUAUCUGCUUACAGUAAUACUCGGACUCCUCCCAAUCAUGAAACAUCAAGAAAUGCUGCCACAUUUGAGCAGCAAGUGCUCAUGGGGAAGAAAGAUGUUGGCUCAAGAAAACCAAUUGCGACAGUUGCACAUGCUAAAGAUAUACACAUGGCCGAUAAUUCCAAAGACUCAGUGAAUUCAAGUUCAUUGGUGGAGGCACCCAAGACUUCAUCAGUUGCUGCUACAGGCCAACCCGAAAGUAGCCCUGAUUCUAGAACUAUCUUUGUUAGCAAUGUACAUUUUGGUGCAACUAAAGAUGCUCUUUCUCGUCAUUUCAAUAAGUGUGGGGCUGUGCUAAAAACCCUUAUUGUUUCUGAUGCUGUCACUGGUCAGCCAACAGGCUCAGCGUACAUUGAGUUCUUGCAAAAAGAUUCAGCAGAGCAGGCACUAACCCUGAACGGGACAUCUUUUAUGUCUCGCAUUGUGAAGGUUGUUCGAAAAAGCUCUGUCGAAGUGCCUCAAGUGGCUGGCUGGUCCCGUGGUGCUCGUGCAUCACCAUUUGCUUCAAGGCUCAUUAGAACCGCAUACCCAAGACCGACAUUUCCUGGGGCUAUUCGCGGUCGUUUAGGACUGAGAGGUAAUGCUCGGAAUUUUCAGUGGAAGCGGGAGGCUGCUGAUUCUGCUGAUGCGGGAAAACCUAGUCAAGCUACACCUGUAACUCUUGGGAGUCAGACAUUAACCCCAAUGACGCGAAGCUUCACUUACACACGCACUGAGCCAAAACAGGAUGUUGGUGCGACAGCAAACAUUUGAUCGACUCCUCCACAGCAUGCUGCUGGUCCUGAUGAAACUCACAGAAGUAGCUCAAAAUUCAUGGCCAUUCCAUAGUUUAGCCUCUUUUGGUAAAUACUAUUUAGUUGGAGAGCUUAGUGGCUGGCAGGUUUUAUGGAACUGAAAUCUUGAGCUUUAAUCUGUGAGUGAUUUUGUGUGCUCCCCCAUCGGCGAGGCAUUCAUGCUGUCCGGCUAUGUUAAUUAUGUGGAGUGGAUAAACGUCAAAAAUGAGGCUGUAGAGUGUUAGGCACAUUUCAACAUUUGUUAUUAUUAGAUUCUGCCAGCUUCAGUG